This is a messenger RNA of Loxodonta africana (African savanna elephant), 1476 nucleotides long. RefSeq names its product iroquois homeobox 6 (gene IRX6). The transcript is spliced from 5 exons. The record is from RefSeq and is a predicted model, not a curated record. Gene Ontology annotation, molecular function: RNA polymerase II cis-regulatory region sequence-specific DNA binding; DNA-binding transcription activator activity, RNA polymerase II-specific. Gene Ontology annotation, biological process: regulation of transcription by RNA polymerase II; neuron differentiation; positive regulation of DNA-templated transcription. Gene Ontology annotation, cellular component: nucleus. The coding region runs from base 1 to 1476 and encodes 491 amino acids. NCBI's taxonomy places the organism in Eukaryota, Metazoa, Chordata, Mammalia, Proboscidea, Elephantidae.
AUGUCCUUCCCACAUUUCGGACACCCAUACGGCGGCGCUUCACAGUUUCUGGUGUCUGCCAGUCCCAGCGCCACUUGCUGCGAGUCCGCCCCGCGCUCGGUCCCGAACGUGGCCUCAGGCUCCACCCCGGCGGCAGCUCUCUGCUGCGCGUCCUACAACAGUCGGCUGCUGGGCAGCGCGCGGCCAGAGCUGGGCGCGGCCUUGGGCAUCUAUGGAUCCCCCUAUGCGGCCGCUGCGGCCGCUCAGAGCUACCCCGGCUAUCUGCCCUACGGCCCCGAGCCGCCUGCGCUGUACGGGGCGCUGAAUCCACAGUAUGAAUUUAAGGAGGCUACAGGGAGCUUUACAUCCGGCCUGGCCCAAUCAGGAGCCUAUUAUCCUUACGAGCCCACUCUGGGGCAGUACCAAUAUGAUCGUUACGGCGCUGUGGAGCUGAGCGGAGCCGGGCGCCGGAAGAACGCCACGCGAGAAACCACUAGCACCCUCAAGGCCUGGCUCAAUGAGCACCGCAAGAACCCCUAUCCCACCAAGGGCGAGAAGAUCAUGCUGGCCAUCAUUACCAAGAUGACCCUCACCCAGGUGUCUACGUGGUUCGCCAACGCUCGCCGGCGCCUCAAAAAGGAAAAUAAGAUGACGUGGGCACCCAAGAACAAAGGCGGAGAGGAGAGGAAGGCGGAAGGUGGAGUGGAGGAACCACUGGGCUGCCUAAACAGCGACACCAAAGACGUUGCUGCUAACCACGAGGCCCGGGGGCUCCGGCUGAGUGAUCUGGAAGACCUGGAGGAAGAGGAGGAAGAGGAGGAGGCCGAGGAAGAGGAGGCAGUGGCCACAGAUGCUGACAGGCUGGCGGAGUUCCAUAAGGGCGCGCAGCUGCUGCCGGCGCAGUGCGCGGCAUCUCGAGAGGGCCGGCUGGAGCGCAGGGAGUGCGGCCUGGCGGCGCCCCACUUCUCCUUCAAUGAGGCUCCCGGGCUCGGAGAGGCUGACUUCCUCGGGACGGAGCCCGAGGGCCCCACGCUGACCAUGCACUACGCAUGCAGUGAGAAACCGCGCAUCUGGUCUCUGGCGCACACCGCGGCCGCCAGCGCCGUCGAAGGUGCACUUCCAACCCGGCCCAGGCCACAAAGUCCUGAUUGCCACUUGCUUCCCGGACAGCUGAGAGGCUCGGGCGGGCGACCAGUGGUCCCUAGAGACUCCUUGUGCGACGAGUCUUCCCGCAUAGCCAAAGCCUUUGGAAACCCCACGUUUGCCCUGCAGGGGCUAGCGCUGAACUGUGCGCCCUGCCUGCAGCGGAGGGAGCCCGCGGUGCAGUGCCAGUACCAGUCCGGAGCAGAAGGUAGUGGGCUCCCAACCGCGCUGUCCAAAAGACUCUCGCCCAUUGCCCUGCCCGCCAGUCGUGCACUCUCUCUGCCUCUCCAGCACGCCCAAGUUCAGGCCUGUGGCCUCUUUCCUGGCAGGGAAUUGUUCUAUAGCACUCCUUGA